CUGUGUUUUUGACUUAGACCACCCUCCCCACACGCUCACAAGUAAAAACUGCAAUAACAAUAAUAAAAGCAUCUCCCCCCUCCCUCAUUUCCCAAUCUUCCUCCUCACUCUCCUUUUACAUCAUCUUAUCAUUCAUAUUCAUAUAUAUAUAUAUAUAUAUCCUCCUCUCUCUCUCUCUCUCUCACUCUCUCACAAUAUCGAACUUUCAAAGCUGAGCCCAGUUGCUAACCGGCGCACCUCCACCUCAGGCGAUGGGCGUACUGCGCCACCGCCACCGCCGCCACCACCACCAUUACAUCAGGCUAUCAACUCUCAUCACAGCCUUCACUUUCCUCUUGUUCACCUCAGCCUCCUCAGCCAUAACCAGUCAAACCCGACUCGGUGGUGGGCAUCAUUCUCAUCAGCAGCAGCAGCAGAGAGAGGAAUAUCAAAUUGGGUCGUCGGCAUUGGAGCGAGUCGAGACUCAGAAGAGCCGGCUGGGUUCAUCGCCACCGAGUUGCAGAUCCAAGUGUGGAAGGUGCUCGCCUUGUAAGGCGGUCCACGUGCCCAUUCAACCAGGUGUCUCUAUACCUCUCGAGUACUAUCCUGAAGCUUGGCGCUGCAAGUGUGGCAACAAACUCUUCAUGCCUUAAAAAUUUAAUUAUAAUUAGAAACUAAAACUACUUGAUUUAUUAAUUACACUUAAGUAAGUAGUACAGUCAAAUAUUUAAACAGUGCACCUGAUCUGAUCUUUAGCUUCUCAAUCCAAAAAUCUGUCACUAAUUAAAUUAUUAUUAUUGUCAAUUAUUUCCCACUAUUUGUUAUCAUUAUAUUCUUGUUCAUCAUGGCAUGGGGGGACAAGUGAGAAGGUGUUGGAAAUGUAACUCUCUCUCUCUCUCUCUCUCUCGCUCUCUCUCUCUUGUUUUUGAUGAUGCAUGGUAGAUUGUAUAUAUUUUUUUGUUUUUGAAUUGAACUUUGCAUUAAUGCAAAGAGUUUAAUUAUUAUGGGACAGAUUGGAAGUGGAGGGCAUGAAAUUAAAGACCAAGCUUCUUCUUCUUUUUCUUCUCUCUCUAGCCUCUAAGCUUGUAUGUAAGGGAGAAAGCGAUGCUUCAGUUCAUGGAGGAAAUACAGCUGGGUUUUUUUUGAGUGUUUGGUUUUGUUUUUGUGUCUGUAGACUCUGUAGAUUAACUACUAUUAUGUGCUAUUUAAGUACAUGGGCUUUGAUCCUUAAUGUUUCUUACUAUGGGCUGAUGUGUAAUGAAUGAGAUUGCAUUCUCUCU
Molecule: messenger RNA, 1259 nt
Organism: Prunus avium (sweet cherry)
Lineage: Eukaryota; Viridiplantae; Streptophyta; Magnoliopsida; Rosales; Rosaceae
Product: EPIDERMAL PATTERNING FACTOR-like protein 5
Biological process (GO): stomatal complex development; guard cell differentiation
Source: RefSeq, a predicted model, not a curated record